AUGUGGACGUCGCACCGUUUGGAGGUUUGGGCCCGUUUGCUGGCGUCCACGCCCUGCAUCCCCUGCGCGGAGCUGGAUCAGGCGGCCGAGCAGCUCUGCUGCGCCUGUGCCAGCGAUGCCUACGCACGGGUUCGGCGGCGAGGUUUGUUGGUGCUUCUCCAGUGCUCUGCGUUGCAUCCCCAAUCCAUGACGAAGCACCUGGAGAAGAUCAGGCGUGUGCUUGAGAAGGCAUGCUUUGCUGAUGCUGAUUGUCAGCAGGCCUGCGUGCAGAUCGCUGAGCACUUGGACUUGGACUCCAAUGGCUUGCAAGGAGAUAGCCCAUGCUUUGAGUAA
Molecule: messenger RNA, 333 nt
Organism: Durusdinium trenchii
Lineage: Eukaryota; Dinophyceae; Suessiales; Symbiodiniaceae
Source: the annotation of a GenBank genome assembly